GCAUGCUCACGUGGUUGCUUAGCCCGCCGCGUCUUUUCGUUACUGUGUUGACUGAUUUGAUUCAAACACCUGUAAGAAAUGGAAUCUGAUACAGAUAAACCAUCUAAGAAAGAAAUUCACAAGCAUAAACCAGUGAAAAAAAUUUCUGUACCGAAAGGAAGUUCUAAAAUCAAGCAGACUCAAGAUGACAUGUACAGUGAGAGAAUAUUGACAGAUGAAAUCUUAGACCCAAAUCCACAUGGAGCUGUGGGUGAUGUGGAAAAACAAAGCAUCUUAACUGAAGAAUUACGAGAAAGAGUGAGAGGAAGACUGAGGAGCUGCAAGGUGGAAAGUUCUGCCCAUUUGGAAGGCUCAUCUUCUUUCUCAGAACGCUUGAAGCAACUCAGAAAGAAGUCGUGUGCAAAAUAUGGAAACCAAACUAUUCAAGAAGAAACAUCAUCUGAGAAACAUCGUUUUGAUACUAAAGAAUACCAAGAGAACCUUGAGGUGAUAAUGGAGACUCAGAAUGAAACCUGCGUAGAUGAGGGCUUUACGUUUUUUACUUCAUCAUUUGAAGAACUCUCCAAGGUAAAAGAGACAGAUCAGGAGAGUGAAAAGAAUUCACUGAAAGAUGAUCCUCAAAGCCUCUGUGAUUUGAACAAAGAAGUCCUGCUGCUUGACCAGGUGAAAGAAAUAUUGAUGCCAGAAUUGCUUGAAGUAAAGCCUCCUGAAUAUGAAUGGAGCAUUUUAGACAAGAAAAAGCAAUCUGAGUCGCUUUUUGUACCAAGCAGUUCCCCAGUUGUGCAGAGCAGUCAGCUACCCAGCAAUAUGUUGCCACGACUCUUAGAAGAUGAAGGAUUUUACAUUCCAAAAAAGCCUUUUGUACCUAGCAAAACAUACCAUAAAAUGGAAAAUCGUCUUCUACAACAAGCAGAGGGGAAAAGCUGGUUUGAAGAAAGUGGAAAAAUAAUUUCAUUACCGUCUCCAAUCAAGUGGUCGAGCAGUUGCCGAGUGUUUUUUUCUGCUGACACACAGUUGAAGACAAUGUACAGGAAGCUCAGAGCAUUAGUAAAUGCCACAAAAGUAGCAGAAAGUAAUUUAGAAGCAAGCCAACUCAGCACUAAAACUUUAGAGGACUACAGAUCGCAAAUAAGAAAUACUAAAAAGUUACAUGACAUAGAACGUCAAAGAGAUAGUUCUUUGAAACAAAAUAUGUUGAAAGUGUGGAAGCAAAUAAAAUCUGCACGUCAACAGCAAGGAUUUACCAGUACAACUAUAAAACUGCAGUUUCAAAAGAUAACAAAAAACUUUGAAUCAGAUGAAUACACACCUAAAGUAGCUGAACAAGAGAUCCGGCAAGAAAAAGAGGAAAAUGAUAUCAAGUCGUCAAACAAAAUCUUAACAUGGAAAAUGAAUAAGGGAUGCUUGGACCCAACUCCUUUUUUAAGCUCUGCAGACUCCAAAGAGAUAAAUGAACCACUGUUCAUACCAUAUCUUACCUUCACGACCGAAAUAACACCCUCUUACAUGUGUCCCCUUGUUGAACAAAAAAGAAGAGCAAAAGUCAAAACACAGAAGUACUUUAUUAAAAUAUAUUACAACAAUAAAUUGGUCUCAUGUACAUCAGAAACUUCUUUUCACCAGGACUUCAAAGUAAUAUUUCAGCAAAUUUUCAAAAUUCAAGUAUUAAAUUGGCCUGAAGAACUUCGAUUAGAGGUCUUUGAAUCAAAUAAAAGGACAACGUUGUUGGCAAAAGUAUACUUACCCCCACCAAACACGUUUAUAUUGAAAAACAAAGAUGUUCUAGAUGAGGCAGAGUUUAGCUGUGAAUGGCAAGUUAAGCCUUCAUUCGGUGCAGUGGGCAGCAAUGUAUCUUUUUUCCUCAACGAAAAUGAAAUGGAAGAAUUAUGUCUUCUGAUAACUGGAAAAGUAAUGUAUUCUUUAUCUUGGGCAACUGAUGACAGAGGCCUUCCUUUAGCUCCUACAUUUCAACCUGCACAUUUUGCCUGCAACAGUAUACAAAGAAAUAUAGAGGCAAGAAAAGGAACUGCAAUGUUAUGGCAUUCUGACAUGCAAAAGCUUAUUGACUGGGCAAAACAAAUCAACAUUGAUCCUAAUGACCCUGAGUGUUCAGACCUGAUUGAGCUAAUUAUGUAUGCAAAAUCCCAAGAGCAAAGCGACUCAAUCUGCUUUCGCCUUGAACAGCUGCAAGAAGAAUUUGACUUUGUUACUGCAGAAGAGAUUAGAAAAUGUAAACGUUUCCAGCUGUUGCAGUUGAGAAACUCAGGACAGUUAGAUUUCUUUCCUUUUCAGCAAAUUCCUUUGUGUGAGAAAGAGAUACCAGACAUAGUCUUCCAGGAACAUGGAGGGCAAUUAAAGGAAGAUGUAUUGAUGACCGAUGUAGAUGUUAUUUCUGUGCAAAGGAAUAGUUCUGCCUGCUUAAUUAGGAAGAUGAGAAAACGAAUUACAAAACAAAUCAUAAAUAUCAGACAUAAAUAUAAUUUAUCAGAUAUAGUGAAUGAUUUUGAAGAAAUUAUAUCCAUGAGCCAAUUGAGGAAUGUAAUUUUCAAGCUUGGUGAACGCAGAAGACAUUUGAAGCCACAAAGGAAAGAGAGACGGAAGAUUCCAGCACAGGCUGUCUCUGAUGGAGAUGUUAAACUUCUUGUCAGAAUAUUAAGAGCAUAUAAUAUUCCUGCAAGAAAGGCAGCAGCAACUAAGUCUGAAGUUGUUCAUUCACAAGAUUACUUGGUGAAUCGAAUGUUCCAAAGCAGGCAUUUGUUGGCAGGGAAGUCACCCAAUACAGCCGAUCCUUUCACUGAGGUGGCUGUUCACCCUUUCGUUGAAGUUUCUUUCCAGAACACAGUUUAUCAGACAAGCACCGCUGAUGGAUCUCACCCAUGUUGGAAUGAAGAACUUCAAGUUGAUUUUAUCUCUCCAGGACGUGAUUAUACUUUUUCAGGGUUAUCUAAAAUAAAAGACAACAUAUACAUUAACAUUUUUGACGAAUUUAUGAUGGAAAAUCAUGAGGUUGGCUGUCCGAAGGGCUGCAGUGGGCAUUCCUUUCUGAGAAAGAGUUGGCUUGGAUCUAUUAUGUUUCCUUUCUCUGCCCUACUGGAACAAUCAAAGAUUAGUGGCACAUUUCAAGUAAAUAUGCCGCCAGUUUUGCUUGGAUAUACUUGGAGUAAAACGUAUGUACCUCCUAAAGAAGAAUGUUACAGGCAGAAUUUGAAAGAAUAUACUUUUCUAACUAUCUUUGCCACUAUUGAACCGCAACUAUCUUCUGCUGAAGAUAACACUGAAACUGAUAAGCUUACAGAUCAUGAAGAUGAAUUGCUUUUGCAAAAAGCAUGCAUUUUUAAGAAAACGUGCAAGGCAUUAUUUCCAAAGAGGAGAAUAAUAACCUCUAUUUUUAACAAUGAAGGAAGAAAUAUUUUAGUAACAAAGUAUAUAACCUCUCUUAACCCACCACAGCAGUUGCUAGAUAUGUAUUCUACAGAUCUUAAUUCAACAGCUGACCUUAUAUCUCGAUUUGUGUCUUUAAUUCCUUGUAUACCAGACACAGUGGAUGAAAACAAUGAGGUUGAUGUUUGGAUUACAGCAGAGCAUUGUAUCAAUUUGGGUGUUGGUAAUAAAGAAGAGCAUGCUGUGCUUCUCUGUAAUUAUUUUAUCUAUAUUGGGAAGAAAUCAUGGGUGUUGAUGGGAUCUUCUGUGUUAGAAGGAAACGUGGCUUAUGUGCUAACACAGGAAAAUGGAGAAUAUUUUCUGUGGAAUCCAUUGAGUGGCCAGUGCUAUAAGCAGUUUGAUGCAUUUUGCCCCUUGCAGAGUAUAGAUUGCUUAAUCAGUUGGGAAAAUGUCUGGUUCAACAUACAACAAAAUAAUUCACCAAUGUAUGUUAGUUUUGACAUUUCAAAGGAAGGUUUUUGGAAACAGUUUCUUCCCUACAAUUUUCAGCAUUCAAAAACACAGACUGUACAGCCAGAAGAGAUAUUUUAUGCUCCUACUAAUGAAAGUUUGGUAGAAGAGCUACAGAACAGGAUUGAAAAGACUUUAAAGAACAAAAUGAUGGAAUGGCGAUCCCAACUGCCAACCCGCUGGCAUCGACAGUGUACCAAUAUCUUACGACAAAGUCUUCCUAAACUGGAAUUAAGAAGCAGAGGUAUUGCUACAGAUAAAGAAGAAACUGAUUUGGAGGCUCUUCUAGAACAUUAUUGGGUUACAGGCUUUCCAAUCCAGAUGCCAUAUCAAAAUGUGCGAUCAGUAAUUGAGGCUGUUUUUCAGACUGGAAUUCAUUCUUCAGAGGUUCCCAACACAGAAUUUGCCCUUGCUGUGCAUAUCUAUCCUUAUCCAAAUAACAUACUAUCUGUCUGGAUCUACUUAGUGUCUUUGGUUCGUCAUAAGUAAUCAUACAUAAACCUCUUCUGGAGUUGAAUAUGACUAGCAGAAGCUUCUGAGUGAAGUUUGAAUUAUUAUAUGGAAGUCACUGUCUUGGAUUCCACAGAGGAUUUACAAUGGGAGGGAUUUCUCUGAACUCCUCAUAAUGUUCUGUGUGUAUUGUCUAUAUCUCUCAGUAGCAACAUUUCUGGCCCUUUUUGGUCUAUAGUGGAAAUAGGAAGCACGGAAGUCCCAUUUCAAUUACAGAAAUCCCUUCUGUCAGCAGAAAUUAGCACUGGAUCUAAGCCAUUAUGCCUAUCCUGAGAAUCAUAUUGUCUUUGCAGAGAUUGGUUCACAAUAUGAUAUAUUAUUUACCAGACAUAUGCAAACAUGUUGCUUGUGAAUUUAUUAAACUUAUUGCUUAAU
Molecule: messenger RNA, 4776 nt
Organism: Sphaerodactylus townsendi
Lineage: Eukaryota; Metazoa; Chordata; Lepidosauria; Squamata; Sphaerodactylidae
Gene: CC2D2B
Product: coiled-coil and C2 domain containing 2B
Exons: 36
Coding region: 79-4380 (1433 amino acids)
Biological process (GO): non-motile cilium assembly; protein localization to ciliary transition zone
Cellular component (GO): ciliary transition zone
Source: RefSeq, a predicted model, not a curated record